CAAAAGUAGCAGCCAAACUCAAACUGUCAGUGUGUGUGAGGAAAAAUCUCCCAAACAUGAAGAACGGAGGACAUCGAGAUCAUGCUGGAGAGGAGAUGAUCCUGUGAUAGACUGCAGUCACACGAGUGUUUGUGUUUAAUUGUGUGUCACGCCUGAUUCGUGUGUGUGUGUGUGGAUGAGACGCGACUUUCACGGAUCUGCGCGUGUCUGCAGAAGAGGGUUUCUUCAGUCAUGGCAGAAACCGACAUCGACAAAUCUCACCUGCCCGGUGUUUAUGACGUGUGCCAAUGUUUCUCUGUGUUAGAGGACGGUGCUUUGGCUCACAGUCUUCAAGAGCAGGAAAUUGAGCAGUUCUACAGCACCAACAUCCAGAAGAACCAGGCGGUGCAGAACGAUGUUCGUUUGGCCCGGAGGCUGCAGGAGGAAGAGGAACAGCGAUCAAUUCUCCACCAAGACCUGCGGCAGCUGGAGGAAGAGGACUGCAGAUACGCACAGAUGAUCCAAGAGGAGCUCCAGAGGUGUGGGGAGGAUGCCAGGAGGCGAGAGAAAGAGGAUGAGGAAAUCGCUAAACAGCUACAGGAAGAAGAAGAAAUGGAGAUGAGACGGCAGAGGGUUGCUGCUGGUUACAAUGACACUGACUGUGUUUCUCCACUCUGUGAAGGUUUGGGAGUCUGGGAGCAGGUGCUUCAGGACGCUGAGCUGGCCCGUAGACUUCAGGAGGAAGAGGAUACGCUGCCUCACAGAGAGCAGUUUCCUCAGAGCUCUGGAUCAGAGGUGGAUUUCAUUGCGGCCCAAGUAGCUCAAGAUGAGGAGAUCGCCCACUAUAUGCAGCGCCAUCAGAGAAGAGUCAAAAACCGGCCACAAGACCUAGAGAUCCAGACCAGACCUCCUGAACCAAGAGAUGAAGGAAACACCACAACCAGGAAGUCUCUUCAGAUGUUGCGUGAGAGGCUGAACUCAGACGGACUGCAUUCACCUGUGGAAGAGGAAGACUAUUCCAUAGAAAGCCAUCUAGCAAGCCCAUCAUGCACUGCGCUCCGAAACCAACACAUACACAAUAUUGCCGAAGAACUGGACCCAACGUUCAAGGCUAGGAAGCGUGAGAGCCAAACUUCCACCAGCCCCCCAUCAGCAGGUCUAUGUUUAGCCCCUCGUAACCCGCACAGCAUCUUUUAUGACUAUUUACCAGAACCCACCUUCAUACCACCAACUAAAAGGCAGAGCGACAAAGCAGGACGUCACAAAGCCAAAGACAAGAAAGAGAACUGUAAACAGCAGUGAACAUGUGACUAACUUACUGUAGUGUUGUCUUUUGAGUGUCUAAACAAGUAUUGUAGAAUCCAAUUUAUGGACACAGAUUAAACUCUUAGACUGAGUAACAAUUCAUGGUUUCAUCAUGUUGUUGUAUGGCAUCACACAACAUGACGGCACCAAGGGAGAUGUACGUAAUUUAAGAUAAGCACUUACUUUUAAACUAUUAAAAUACACAGAAGCAAAGUUCCUUCAUUAUAUGAUGAUUAAAAACCUGUUUUAAAGGUAGGGUAAGUGAUUUCGGAGAGGCUAGCAAUAGCAAGCUAGCUUUGAAAGCAUAAGAUCCCACCCUUCCUGCAAAUCAUUCUCCAGAGCCACGCCACCUCCAAAACACAUGACACUAUGAGAGAUGGCACUGGUGGAGGGUUCAAUGCAUAAUAUUACAAUAAUAACACCUUUCAUCCUCGGUUGAUCUGCAGUAGCGCAAUGUAACACGCUGAUGACGUAUCUUGUCUGCGCAAACGUGCGUGGAGGUAUGCAAAUACAUACGUUGAUAGGCAGGUAGGACAGCCUAUAGGAGCCCUCGGACCGAGGAAUAUGAUUGGACAAACAUUUUAUGGUCCUACUCCUUCCACAGACAAUAUA
Messenger RNA from Sinocyclocheilus rhinocerous, 1896 nucleotides. Its product is annotated as coiled-coil domain-containing protein 50-like. Lineage: Eukaryota; Metazoa; Chordata; Actinopteri; Cypriniformes; Cyprinidae. The transcript is spliced from 12 exons. Bases 232 to 1281 code for a protein of 349 amino acids. The record is from RefSeq and is a predicted model, not a curated record.